This is a messenger RNA of Dinoponera quadriceps, 1050 nucleotides long. RefSeq names its product pancreatic lipase-related protein 2-like. Gene Ontology annotation, biological process: lipid metabolic process. Gene Ontology annotation, molecular function: lipase activity. NCBI's taxonomy places the organism in Eukaryota, Metazoa, Arthropoda, Insecta, Hymenoptera, Formicidae. The transcript has 7 exons. The record is from RefSeq and is a predicted model, not a curated record. The coding region runs from base 94 to 1050 and encodes 318 amino acids.
ACCAGUGUCCGUCGUCAACAGACUAUAAAAGAGAGUACCGGCAAGAGUCGUAAACAUAAUCACCUACGAACUCGAGCAAAUUUACAGGCAGAAAUGGCGGCUGUACCAGCGAUUGCAUUAAUUUAUCCUCCUCUCCUGGCGCUUCUCACCGCGAAUGAGAACUACACGAUCUUCACCAACGACUAUGGGGUUCCACACGUGAUCGACGUUAGCGAACUUCCAUUGAAUGAGACGGAAGUCGCGCAGAUAGCGAGUGCCGCCGCGAAGACUACCUUCCACCUGUACACUCGAAACAAUCCGAAAGUCGGGCAGGAACUGUUCAUCAACGACUUGAACAGCGUGAAGGACAGUUUUUGGGAUGCCAAACGUCCCACUCGUUUCGUCACUCACGGAUGGCACGGAAAUGCCAACACCGUCGCCUGCACUCACGUACGGGACGCAUACAUCCAAGUUGGCGAUUACAACGUCAUCCUGGUGGACUGGCAGGAGGCGGCCAGUUACUUGAUAUAUUGGAAAUCCGUGUGCGGCGUGUUUCAAGUGGCGAAGCGCGUGGCUCUCAUGUUGAAUUUCCUGGAGAAGUCCGCGAGUAUGAAUCCAAGGACGGUCAAACUGAUCGGGCACUCAUUGGGAGCGCACGUCGCCGGUCUCGCCGCUCGUUCAGCGGACAGCGACAUCAGCGGGGUGGUCGCUCUGGAUCCUGCAAAACCCUCGUUCUCCAGAAAGGAUCCGGGAUUCAGGGUGGACAAGACGGACGCGCUUCGGGUUCAGGUGAUUCACACGAAUGCAGGUUCUCUGGGCAUGAAGGAGGCGGUUGGCACUGCCGACUUUUACCCAAACGGCGGCAGGAAUCAGCCGGGAUGCGGCCUGAUCGACUUGAUCGGUGUGUGCGCCCACUCGAGGUCUUACAUGUACUACGCCGAAUCUGUCAUGAAUCCCAAAGGUUUUCGCACCGAGGAGGGCGUGUUCAUGGGAGGACCGGUUCUCGAUCCAAAUGCGAAGGGGGAGUACACUCUGAAAACUGGCAGCAAGUCGCCAUUCGCGCUCGGAUGA